CGUGCUGACAUCCAGGUUCAGCUUCUGUUGGCAGCUCUCCUCCUUAUAUCCCCUCACACGUCAGGCCAGUGCUGCAUGGACUCGGUCGGUUUUUUUUUUUCAGGCUGCACAAAUAUUUAUUUCACAUUUUCUGCGCAGAGUGUCUGACCGUCUUUGGAGAAUAUGGAGAAAGAGAGGAAAUCCUCUAAACAGUACGGCUCUUUGGAGGAGACGCAGGUGGACAGAGAGACGGAGAAAUCAACAGACGACGUCAUUUCGAUGGCUGACUCCACAAUUACGAUCGAGGAAAUUGAAGGAGAGUUGUGCAAAAUUGAGCGGAUAAGAGACAUCCUCGUACGGAGAGAAUCAGAGCUGAGAUACAUGUGCAUUGGAAGAUCAAAAAGUGGCGUCCAAAUCCCAGCAGACGUCAGCGCCAUUUAUCACUAAAACUGGAAUCACACUACUGAAAGACUGCUGUGGCUUCACCUGCUCUAUCAUGUAACACUGUGUGUG
This is a messenger RNA of Morone saxatilis (striped sea-bass), 492 nucleotides long. RefSeq lists its product as uncharacterized. Lineage: Eukaryota; Metazoa; Chordata; Actinopteri; Moronidae. The record is from RefSeq and is a predicted model, not a curated record.